AUAACCAUAGCAAUCAAUCAGUGGCAGAAGGUGCCGGAGAGGAGGAGGAAUCCGGCGAAAUGGGAAACUCGAAUUCAUCUUCCGGAAAUCCUCGCUUCGCUUUGGCUUCGAGAGCUUUUACUCAGAAAAAGCUCGAAGAUCUAAAAUCGCUCUUCGUCUCGCUCGCUUCUCAGUCUCAGAGCAAUGGCCGAUACGUUUCGUACCCCGUUUUCCAGGAGUACUUUGGUCUGAAGGGUUCUUUAGGUGAAAGGCUGUUUGAUUUGGUGACGCAGCACAGGAAAGAUGAUAAACUCACUUUUGAAGAUCUUGUGAUUGCCAAAGCAACUUAUGAGAAAGGAACUGAUGAUGAGAUUGAUGAGUUUAUUUACCAGUUGGUUGAUGUGAAUGGCAACGGGAUCUUGACAAGGUCUGACCUAGAGUCUGUCAUGGCUGUGAUAUUUGAGAGUGUUUUCUCCCCCGAGAGUUCUCACGACAAGGAAAUGAUGGAUGUGUUCCUCAAUGCUGCGACUCUCUCAAAAGCCAAUCACGACGGUUCUGAAAAGGGUAUGUCUUACGAGGAUUUCAGAAGUUGGUGCUCGCUCGUUCCAUCUGUCAGGAAAUUCCUCGGAAGCUUGCUUAUGCCACCUGAUCCAGGGAGACCCGGAUUUCUAGUCCCACACCUGCUUUAUCCGGAUAAUGUUGAUCCAGUUAUGCUGUUGUUAAAGAAGGAAUAUGCUUGGCAUAUUGGAGGAGCUCUUCCUCAGCAUGAGAUGGAAGAGUGGAGACUCCUCUAUCACAGUGCCCUGCAUGGUCUGAGCUUCAACACGUUCUUCGGAAACAUAUCGAAUCGUAAUGAUGUAAUGACGACAGUUUUGAUCAUUAAAGACCAAGACGGAUAUGUAUAUGGAGGAUAUGCCUCUCAACCUUGGGAGAGGCUCAGCGAUUUCUAUGGCGAUAUGAAGUCUUUCCUUUUCCAGCUCUACCCUGCGGCAUCCAUUUUCCGACCAACCGGAGCCAACACUAACAUUCAAUGGUGUGCUGUCAAUUUCACUUCAGAGAGCAUUCCAAAUGGUAUCGGGUUCGGAGGACGGGCCAAUCACUUUGGCCUUUUCAUAUCUGCGAGCUUCGAUCAGGGCCAGACCUUCUCCUGCACGACAUUCGGGAGCCCCUGUCUCUCCAAGACGAGCAAAAUACAACCAGAAGUAAUAGAAUGCUGGGGCAUUGUAAACAGUGGAAAAGCACAAGAGAAGCAGCACAAUGCAGUUAAAGGUACUGUCUUAGAGAGGUUCAAGGAAGACAGGAACAUGCUCAAGAUGGUUGGGAUCGCGGGCAAUUCAAACGAGUGAAAACACGAUGAUUCCUCAUUGAGUUCCAUGAAUUCAGGCUCAUGGAUCGCCAAUACAAUGUGCAUUGACCUUUAAUCAAUAAUCAAAACUGCAGUGAUCUUCACGUUUCAUAUGUGUAAGUAUUGUACAUUUGACUCAUACCAUUGGAGUUGAAACAUUUCCAGUAAUUGUUUCAGAAUUCAACA
Messenger RNA from Tarenaya hassleriana, 1510 nucleotides. RefSeq names its product TLD domain-containing protein 1. Gene Ontology annotation, molecular function: calcium ion binding. NCBI's taxonomy places the organism in Eukaryota, Viridiplantae, Streptophyta, Magnoliopsida, Brassicales, Cleomaceae. The transcript is spliced from 8 exons. The record is from RefSeq and is a predicted model, not a curated record. The coding region runs from base 60 to 1325 and encodes 421 amino acids.